CUCAUCGCAUCAUAGCUGUCAACCCCAUCUUCCCACUUGUCUGUCCACCUAUUUAAUCCUAUUCUUUCCGGCCUCAUCAUUUGUACCCACAAAACUAAAUGGAAAAGAUUUUUCUACCCAGAAGUGAUCUGAUCGAGGGUAAUUGAACAUGGAAGCUGAUGAGAUCAAACAGAGUUUUAAACCCUCUUCUUCUGAUAACGAUGAUGAUAUUUCCAGGGAAAAGUGUAGUGGCAAGGAGAAGCACUACGUAGGGGUCCGGAAGCGGCCAUGGGGGAAGUACGCGGCGGAGAUAAGGGACACCACCAGGAACGGAGCUAGGGUUUGGCUGGGAACGUUUAGCAGUGCGGAGGAGGCGGCCUUGGCUUAUGAUCAGGCGGCGCUGUUGAUGCGUGGGCCCUCAUCUUGCCUCAACUUUCCGGUGGAGAGAGUCCGCGCCUCCAUUCAAGAACUCAAGCUGUACUGCGGCGGCGGCGAAGAAGGCGGCGGAGGGUCGUCGUCUCCGGCGGAGGCGUUGAAGGAGAAGCAUAAGAAGAGAUGUGGGAAAGGUAAAAGCGGGAAAGGAGUAGUUAAGCAAUCUUGUGCCGGCGGGAAUAAUGUAGUGUUUGUGUUUGAAGACUUGGGAUCUGAUCUCUUAGAUCAGCUCUUGUCUCAGACUUCUGCUUCUUCUUCACUCUGACACAGAUCAGACACUUCCAUUUCCAUUCAAUUCUCUUAGCUUCCUUCUUCUCAGAUCAGAAGAAAGAAGCUAAGAUUAAACUUCAAUUCUUCAUCUUUCUUAGUUGUUUAAUUUGUGACCCGUCUAAUAAGCUCUCUAAUUAUGCUAAAUUGUGUAAUCAGAUUCUUAAACUUUAAAUAUUUUUUAAUAAUGAAAAUGAAUUGAAAAAGAAAAAAUAAAUAAAUCAAAAUAGUAAUAUAAAAAAAAAAUGUGACGGGUAAAUAGUUAGGAAAAAUAGAUAAAAUGCGUUAAUUACUUGAUUUUGUUUUUCUUUUUUGAGUUAAGAAUCUUAUUAUAAUUUUUUAAAGUUUAAUGAUUUAAUUUCACAUUUUAAUAUAAUUAGAGAGCGUAUUUGACCUUUAUCGCUUAUUUUUUUUUUUUCACAUCCCUUUGUUUUGCCCGGCCUCAUUUCAGUUGAAACAUCUUCUUGAAGCAAUCUAUUGAUAUGGGGAUACUUUGCAGUUUGCUUAUAAUAAUAAUUGCAAAGUAAUACUCAUUCAAUCAACCAUCUGUAUAUGUAUACCGGUUUGAAUAGGAUUUGAUUUCCUUUAAACUAAG
Molecule: messenger RNA, 1273 nt
Organism: Ipomoea nil (Japanese morning glory)
Lineage: Eukaryota; Viridiplantae; Streptophyta; Magnoliopsida; Solanales; Convolvulaceae
Product: ethylene-responsive transcription factor 1B-like
Exons: 1
Coding region: 149-676 (175 amino acids)
Biological process (GO): ethylene-activated signaling pathway; regulation of DNA-templated transcription
Molecular function (GO): DNA-binding transcription factor activity; DNA binding
Source: RefSeq, a predicted model, not a curated record